ACUCAUAACUCAGAACUCAAAUCCCAAAACAUUAACACUUACAUUUGAGCUAUGCUGAAGGACGAGAACAACAACGAUGGCGGAAAUGGUGGAGGUAACAACUGGGCGCGUGUCUGCGACACAUGUCGCGCAGCUGCCUGCACUGUUUAUUGCAAGGCAGACGCGGCCUAUCUCUGCGCUGGGUGCGACGCCCGCGUGCAUGCUGCUAACCGCGUAGCGUCGCGCCAUGAGCGCGUGUGGGUGUGUGAGGCGUGUGAGCGAGCUCCAGCUGCCUUCAUAUGCAAGGCAGACGCAGCGUCUCUCUGUACCGCCUGUGAUGCGGAUAUCCAUUCAGCAAAUCCCCUCGCGCGUCGCCACCAACGUGUUCCGAUUCUCCCCAUUUCCGGUGGCCUCCACAGUCCUCAUGUUGGACACAUGGGUGGGGAGAAUACGGAAGACAUGUUUGUGGAAGAAAGAGAAGAGGAAGUUGGUGAAGAGGAAGAAGAUGAAGCAGCUUCUUGGUUAUUGUCAAAUCCUGUUAAGAAUAGUAAUAAUCAGAAUAGUAAUAAUAAUACAAAUGGAUUCUUGUUUUAUGGUGGUGGUGGUGGUGGUGGUGAAGUUGAGGAGUACUUGGAUUUUGUUGAGUAUACGUCAAAUGCUUGUGGUGAUCAGAAUCAAUAUUCUGAUCAGAACAGUUUGCAGCAGCAACAGUAUGGAGCUGAUGGUGUUGUUCCAGUACAGUGCCUUGAAGCAGGAAAAGAUCAAAUGAUUAAUCAUCAUCAACAGUACCGUAAUUUUCAAUUAGGGUUGGAGUUUGAUUCCUCAAAACCAACUUACAGCUAUAAUGGAUCAAUCAGUCACAGUGUCUCAAUUUCUUCAAUGGAUGUUGGAGUGGUGCAAGAUUCAACAAUGAGUGAAAUCUCAAUCUCACACUCAAGAACUCCAAAAGGGACAAUUGACCUUUUCUCCGGUCCUCCAAUGCAGAUGCCAUCCCAACUUAGUCCGCGGGACAGGGAAGCAAGGGUCCUAAGAUACAGAGAGAAAAAGAAGACCAGAAAGUUUGAGAAGACAAUCAGGUAUGCGUCAAGGAAGGCAUACGCAGAGACCAGACCACGAAUCAAAGGCCGGUUUGCAAAGAGAACAGAUGUAGAUUUUGAAGUGGAUCAGAUGUUCUCCACAACAUUAAUGACAGAAACUGGAUAUAGCAUUGUCCCAUCAUUUUAAGUCCCGCAUCGAAAGGAUAGAACACUUGUUUAUAUGAGGGUUCUGCUAGUUAUUACUGAAGUUGUAAUACUAAUACUUUAAUACAUUAUGCUUUCUGAAUUUAAUUUAUCUCGAUCAAUGAGAAUCUGUUUUGGUGGUUUUGUCAAUUGUCUUUAUUCAUAAUGCUCUUAUCUUGUAAAUGCCUGUAUAUUUAUGAUUUUCGAAUUGUAAGCUAAAGAAAUAUUUAUUGCAAUCAAUUUUCUCAUA
Messenger RNA from Jatropha curcas, 1449 nucleotides. RefSeq names its product CONSTANS-like 2 (gene COL2). Lineage: Eukaryota; Viridiplantae; Streptophyta; Magnoliopsida; Malpighiales; Euphorbiaceae. Gene Ontology annotation, cellular component: nucleus. The record is from RefSeq and is a predicted model, not a curated record. Gene Ontology annotation, biological process: regulation of photoperiodism, flowering; regulation of flower development. Gene Ontology annotation, molecular function: zinc ion binding; DNA-binding transcription factor activity; protein binding.